AUGCACUUCCCGUCAGGGACCGUCGGCUUGAUCGAUGUGUCGCACACCAGCUCGUACGGAUACGAUCAACGACUGGAGGUCUUCGGUCCGAAGGGCAUGGUGCAAGCCAACAACGUGCAGAUGAACUCCGUUCAGCGGCAGUAUGACCUGCAGGGGCCAACCACCGCCCCGAUCUGUUUCUCGUUUCCUAGCCGUUACAUGAACGGCUAUCGAAGAGAGUUGGAUCACUUCAUCGAUGUGGUGCACGGUAAGGUUGAGUCUCUGGUCAAGUCGCAGGAGAUCCUGGCGGUGAGUAAGAUCGCUACGGCCUGCGAGGAGUCCGCUCGCACGGGGAAAAUCGUGACUCUCAAAUGGACGGACAGCGAGUUGCCUGAUAAUUAA
Messenger RNA from Temnothorax curvispinosus, 381 nucleotides. Its product is annotated as myo-inositol 2-dehydrogenase-like. Gene Ontology annotation, cellular component: cytoplasm. Gene Ontology annotation, molecular function: oxidoreductase activity. Gene Ontology annotation, biological process: NADPH regeneration. The coding region runs from base 1 to 381 and encodes 126 amino acids. The transcript has a single exon. NCBI's taxonomy places the organism in Eukaryota, Metazoa, Arthropoda, Insecta, Hymenoptera, Formicidae. The record is from RefSeq and is a predicted model, not a curated record.